AUGGAAGAAGACGCCAAACGAACGAGUCGGAUGAUGAUCAUGGGCCGCCGACCUCCUCUCCCUCUAUUCAGCUGCGGGCUCGAUCUGGCGAACUUGGCAGUGGCGUCGGGUCUUCUUGGUCGCUCAUGGGACGCGGUUUCACAGCUCCAGGGGCAAGUCAAUGCCGAGCAGCCACACCUAUCGUCGCCGUCGUCUUCCUCCUCGUCGGUGGCUUUCGAAGAGUUCCAGCACCCGGAGUACACAAUCGUUGCUUUCAAUGCGUUGCCUAUCGGCAUUAGCCAUCUUCAAGAACAGAGCGAUUUGGUUCCCUGGUCGGAGAUCCCUCGCUUCCAUUUCCUCUGCUCCGAGAAUAUCCCAUCGUUUUCCUUGAACAGAGCAGCGAUUUCUCUGUUCGACUCCCUCUGCGACGAGCACGAACUCUCUGUCCUGAGAGCUCAGAUUGCAGAAUCUGCUAAGUCUACCGCGUACAUUAUUACCGGACACUGCCUAGCUGGAUGCGUGGCUUCUCUGUUCACGCUAUGGCUUUUAGACUCGCUCGAUGCCUCGACCACUAUAUGGCCACUCUGCAUUACUUUCGGCUCGCCUCUCCUCGGCGACAAUGGCUUCCAGCGAGCCGUAUCACAGUUCUCAGCGUGGAAUUGCUUGUUGCACGUGGUCCAUAAGGAUGACUGUUUCCCUAGACUCUGGCUUCAACCUCAUGGCGAGCCAAGCUCCUAUGUGCCUUUUGGGGCAUUCCUCUUGUGUUCUGACUCAAGUGGCGCGUGUUUUAGAGCUCCUGAAUCAGUAAUGGAGCUGCUGCUUGCGAACAGGAGCAGCACAGAGAGUGGUCGAAAUCAAGAAUUACGAGGUUUUCAUUACGGUAGCAUCAUUGAACGUCUCGAAGGCGGAUCCAUAUGCAAGGACCCAAAUUCGUUGGCAGAGGACGAACCUGAUUCAUUUAAGGCUGGGAUAAUCGCUCAAGUGACAGCGGUCGACCUUGCACAAGUUCAGCUUUCACAUCGGCCAUGGCAGCAGAACGUUAAUGCUCAGAUGGAGAAAGUCUCAAAAUCAGAAGAAGAAUCUGCGACCCGAAUCCGAGCAGCAGCAAGAAGCAAUACCUCCAGCAAAGCAAGUGACAUGGAAAGGAAAAUAUUCAUGGUCCACCUUGAAUGGUAUAAGAAAGCGACAGCGUCCGACGGUUUUGGUUAUUACGACAGCUACAAGAGCAAGCCGAAGGAGCGUGAUCACCGAGUUGUCACGUACAAGGAGACCCUCAAGGAAUACUGGCAGCGCGUCGUCAAGGAGUCAGAGAAGAUGCCUCAGAAGGAGGGGGCAUGGCUGCGGCAGGGCUGGCUUUACGGGGGAAACACUUACCGGAGGAUGGUCGAGCCGCUCGACAUAGCUGAGUACUAUGCCAAGGGCAAUAGGAAUUACCUAACUGAAGGAAGGUCCAAGCACUACAUUCUAUUGGAGAAAUGGCUAAAAGAGAACCCGCAGAGGCCUGCCCCGUGUAAUUCGGUCAACUCGAGACGCGAAAAAGUCUCGUCCAACAUCCUCACCGAGGACUCUUGCUUCUGGGCGCACGUCGAGGAGGCGGUCAUCUCAGGCAGGUUGCUGAAGAGCGGAGGACCGGAUUUGGCCGUGGAGAGAGAGAAGCUGGUCGAGUUCGAGCAGUACGUGAUGAGCCUCCUUGAGAGGUACGCGGUGUCGUCGGAGAUUUUCCUGGAGAAGAGCAGCUACAUGAAAUGGUGGAGAGAGUAUGAUGAGGAGAUCCUAGGGAAGCAGAUGAUGGGAGCUUCCCAUGACUCGCAGCUUGCUCAGUUCAUGAGGAACGAGUGCUAUCACCAGUAGGCUUCGGGGUCCUUCACAUUCGAUCACUCAUCAUGGUGAUUGAUCUCGUGUCCUUUCGCUGAAGAUCAGGGAAAGUGUUGAGGGCUGAGAGAGGGAAAUGAGACGGAGCGGCGACGCCGAAUUCAAGCUCGCGAGCGACUUUAAAAAUGUUUCUAGCUUGUCUUAUUGACUAACGUUGUUACGAAUCGAGUUAUGUUAAGAUGGUGGGGGUGGAGUUUAAUUGUUAUUGUGAAAUAUGACUUCGUUUCCUAUUCCUAUGUACCGGUUGAUUUC
This is a messenger RNA of Eucalyptus grandis, 2103 nucleotides long. Its product is annotated as senescence-associated carboxylesterase 101. The record is from RefSeq and is a predicted model, not a curated record. The coding region runs from base 1 to 1830 and encodes 609 amino acids. Gene Ontology annotation, biological process: defense response; lipid metabolic process. Gene Ontology annotation, molecular function: carboxylic ester hydrolase activity. NCBI's taxonomy places the organism in Eukaryota, Viridiplantae, Streptophyta, Magnoliopsida, Myrtales, Myrtaceae. The transcript has 4 exons.